AUGGAGGAAGAGUGUGGUAAUACUAACAGAGCGAGUAUUAUUUGUAAAGCUUUGAACUUAGUUAGAGUUGAAGAAAGAAGAAACAUCAUGUCAAAUAGAUUGGUUGAGGGGGAACAGGAAGUUGUUGUUCAAAAUAAGAGGCAAAAUAAGAGAGCAUACAAAAUAUUGAUAGACAAAUUGAUUGUCAGUCAGGUUCUUGUUGAUGAUUUAACCAAAUGA
Molecule: messenger RNA, 219 nt
Organism: Funneliformis caledonium
Lineage: Eukaryota; Fungi; Glomeromycota; Glomeromycetes; Glomerales; Glomeraceae
Source: the annotation of a GenBank genome assembly